Molecule: messenger RNA, 1242 nt
Organism: Ananas comosus (pineapple)
Lineage: Eukaryota; Viridiplantae; Streptophyta; Magnoliopsida; Poales; Bromeliaceae
Product: cytochrome b561 and DOMON domain-containing protein At3g07570-like
Exons: 4
Coding region: 1-1242 (413 amino acids)
Source: RefSeq, a predicted model, not a curated record
AUGGAGGAGAAGGGGUUCUCCCUCAUCAUGCCAAGCUUCUCUCUCUUCUUCCUAGUUGCCAAUGCAUCCCUUGUGAGCUCCCAAACAGAUUCAUGCUCCUCCAAGCUAAGUGUUGGCAACCUCAUACCUUUCAACACCUCUUCCCUCAGCUGCUUCUCUGCAUGGAGCUCUGAAGAUUUCAUUUUAAGGUAUGGUAAGGCGGGGGCCAGUGAAUGGAGCUUUGUACUAUCAGCACCAGACGUUGGCACGUAUAUCUCGAUUGGCUUCUCAUCGAACGGGAUGAUGGUCGGGAGCAGCGCGAUGGCCGGAUGGGUCUCCGGUGGGGGGUCAGGCACCGUGAAGCAGUACUACCUGGGCGGGACGAGCUCGCGGUCGUGCCCACCGGACCAAGGGAGUUUAAAGCUAGUGCAGGGAAUGUCGUUGAUCGUGUCGCAAAAUUCGCGUUUGUUUUUGUCUUUCCAGUUAACAGGCCAACCGUUCCAGAAAGUGAUCUAUGCCGUCGGGCAGAGCGGUAGCUUGCCCUCGUCGAGUGGAUACUUGCCGCAGCAUAGAACUAUGGCCUCAGGGACCAUCAAUCUCUCUGGUGGUGGCGGCAGCGGCGGCAGCACUGUUAAGGGUGGCAAGAGUACAGGUGAUGAUAUCGAAAGUGAACAUGAGGGAGGGUCUAAUCAAGGAGGAAGCGACGAUGUCGGAGAGGGAGGAGGAGCCGACGGAGGUUCGCAAAUGCCAGCAAACGGUCACAGCUCGAGCUUGAGCUCGAAAAGGAAGCACGGCCUACUAGCCAUAAUCGGCUGGGGGGUAGUAAUCCCCGUCGGGGUGGCGGCGGCCCGAUUCUUCAAGCAAUGUGACCCAUUCUGGUUCUAUUCACACAUCUCGGUCCAGGGGAUCGGGUUCGUCCUAGGUGCGAUCGCUCUGUUCACAGGAUUCAGGCUCGAAGACGACUCGAUCGACGUCCACAGGACUCUUGGUGUGGUCAUCUUGGUUUUUGGGUGCCUUCAGGUUAUGGCUGUUCUAGUUAGGCCAACAAAGGAAUCGAAAGCAAGGAAAUAUUGGAAUUGGUACCAUCACUAUGUUGGUAGAGCUACAAUUUUCAUUGCAAUUGGGAACAUCUUUUAUGGGUUUAAGUUAGCAAAAGAGGACAAAUCAUGGAGCUAUGCAUAUGGCAUUUUUGUGGGGGUUUUUGGAGUCAUAUACCUUGUUCUUGAGGAGUGGAGGCGCAAGAAUAUACAGUUGAAUCCAUGA